CUGGACGUCACCGGACAGCCUUCGCGAUGGGCGCCGCGGGUUCGAGCGCCGAGGACGAGCGCGAGCCGCUCCUCGCGCCGCCUCACGCGGACCCCGCCGGCCCGCCGGCCCACAGCCGAGUGUACGGGCGGAGGUGGCUGGUCCUCAGCCUCUUCUCGCUGCUGGCCUUCAUGCAGGGCAUGGUGUGGAACUUCUGGGGUCCCAUCCAGAGCUCCGCCGCCCGCGCCUUCGGCUUCACCGGCUCGGACAUCGCGCUGCUGGUGCUGUGGGGCCCGGCGGGCUUUGGCCCGUGGCUGCUGUUCAUGUGGCUGAUGGACAAGAAAGGUCUCCGGGCGUCCCUCCUCCUCUCGGCCUUCUUCAUGCUGCUGGGCUCGGCCCUGAGGAGCAUCCCUCUGACGGAGCUGCCUCUUAGGAGAUGGCUGAUCCACGGAGGUCACCUCCUGAAUGGUCUGGCGGGCCCUACCAUCAUGAGCGCCGGCCCCUUCCUCUCCACCACGUGGUUCGCCCCGGACCAGAGGGCCACCGCCACGGCCGUGGCCUCGCUCUUCUGCUACCUGGGCAGCGCCGCCUCCUUCCUGGUGGGGCCCCAGGUGGUGCCCGCUCCCAAUGGCACCGGGGUGCCGGCUGCCGCGGUGACCGCGGUUUCUGACGCGUUCAUCCGAGACCGGAUCCAGCUGGUCAUGUACGCAGAGCUGUCUGCCAUCGCCGUCCUCUUCGCGGCCGUGCUGCUGUAUUUCCCGUCCCGCCCCCCUCAGCCCCCCAGUGUGGCCGCCGCCAGCCAGCGCCUCAGCUACCGGAGCAGCAUCUGCAGACUGCUCAGCAACAUGCGGUUCCUGAUGGUGGCGCUGGCCUACGCCGUCCCCUCUGGAGUGAUGGCCGGCUGGGGGGGGGUCCUCGACAUGGUCCUCACGCCAGCCAAAGUCAGCCAGGUGGACGCCGGUUGGAUCGGUUUCUGGUCCACCGUAGGGGGGUGUGUGUUUGGAGUGGCGAUGGCCAGGUAAGAUAAUAACACAAUAAUAGCAACACAAACAUCCUGUUGAUCCCAGAUGUUGCAGAUGUUUGCGUGGUGGUGGUUGUAGAAGCGAGAGGCUUCACCUGCUUCGUGUUGAGUAGAAAGUGGUUCAUCUAAAGGUCUCUCUUAUCUCAUCGGUCUUUAAUAUUUGACCCCAUCCAGCGGGG
Molecule: messenger RNA, 1179 nt
Organism: Gasterosteus aculeatus aculeatus (three-spined stickleback)
Lineage: Eukaryota; Metazoa; Chordata; Actinopteri; Perciformes; Gasterosteidae
Source: RefSeq, a predicted model, not a curated record